AUGAGUGAGGAGAGAGACCUUCAAAAUGCAAAUGUCUCUGCCAUGAGUGACCAAAUUUCUUCCAUAACUGAGGAGAGAGACCUGCUGCAAGCUGACCUCACUGAAAUGACCAAAGAGUUGGAGAGGCUGCAGAGUUUGUUCAACCAGAUGAAAAUGUGUCCUACUGGAUGGAAAAUGUUCAGUGUCUGUUAUUUCUUCUCUGGAAUCUCUGGUGUCUGGGGUGAAGCUAGACGGGACUGUAGAGACAAAGGAGCAGAUCUGGUGGUGAUAGACAGUUCUAAAGAACAGAACUUUCUCACUACAAUCAUCAAAGAAAACACUUGGAUUGGUUUGACUGACAAUGGAAUGGAGGGACAGUGGAAAUGGGUAGAUGGAACUCCACUGACUCUGUCGAACUGGGCGACAAAUGAACCCAAUAAUGGAGGCUCACCAAAUAGUGAAGAAGAUUGUGUGCACAUAAGAGCUGAAGAUCGGAGGACUUGGAAUGAUAUUUCAUGUACAGCUUCUAUGAAAUGGAUCUGCAAAAAACUACCAUAA
Molecule: messenger RNA, 537 nt
Organism: Pundamilia nyererei
Lineage: Eukaryota; Metazoa; Chordata; Actinopteri; Cichliformes; Cichlidae
Product: C-type lectin domain family 4 member E-like
Exons: 4
Coding region: 1-537 (178 amino acids)
Source: RefSeq, a predicted model, not a curated record